GUCGGAGCUGAUCCUCAUAGCUCCUCAUUGGCCUCGCCGGCCCUGGUUUUUGGACCUGGUCUCCCUGUCCACGGCCAGUCCAUGGCGAAUACCGGACGAGCGAAUUUGCCUUCUGCAGGGGGCUCUGGUCCACCCAGAGCCCCAAUGGCUACAGUUAACCGCCUGGAGACUGAGCGGGGAUUCUUGACGAGGGCCAACAUCCCCCCUGCCGCCAUCAAAACCAUCCAGGCGGCGCGGCGCCCCUCCACAGCUCGUAUCUACGAGUCUACCUGGCGCUCCUUUUCAUCAUGGUGCUCGGCCCGCCAGGUUUGUCCGACUUCGCCCUCGGUUGAGCACGUCAUCGGUUUUCUCCAGGAAGGCUUCGACUCUGGCCUUGCCCCUUCUACCCUGAGGCGGCAGGUAGCGGCCUUGGCUUCCAUCUCCGCAUGUGCUUCUCUGACAACUGUUACCAAGGAUCCUCUGAUCCGCCAAUUUCUGCGGGGCGCUUCCAACUUGAGCCCCCCGGUCAUUCACCGUUUCCCUACCUGGGAUCUCUCAAAGGUCUUGUCCUCUCUCACUCAAUCGCCCUUCGAACCUCUCCGGACGACUUCCCUGAAAUUUCUCUCCUUUAAAGUUUCGUUUUUGGUGGCGAUUACAUCCGCUCGUCGCAUUUCCGAACUGGCCGCCUUGUCGAUCCGACAAGACUUAUGUGUUUUCCAUCACGACAAGGUGGUCCUCCGUUUGGACCCCACGUUCCUUCCCAAAGUGAAUUCUGUAUACCAUCGAUCACAGGAGGUCGCCUUGCCCAAUUUUUGCCCUCGCCCGUCUCACCGGCUCGAGGAACAGUGGCACAAGCUCGACGUCCGUAGGGCUUUGCGGAUAUACCUUUCUCGUUCUGCCUCCUUUCGCAAAACCGAGGCUUUAUUCGUCUCGUUCCAACCUACCACGAUGGGGAUCAAGGUGUCUGCUCCGACCUUGGGCCGAUGGAUCCGGGCCACAAUUGCCUUCUCUUAUGAGUCACAGUCGCUUGCGGUCCCCAACAGGGUGACUGCACAUUCCACCAGGAGUGCAGCCACCUCCGCGGCUUGGGCUACUCAAGCGUCCUUGGAAGAAGUCUGCAAAGCGGCGACUUGGUCUACCCCGACACCUUUUAUUAGACACUACCGUCUGGAUGCCUACGCGUCGGCUGAUGCGGCGUUCGGCAGACGGGUCCUACAACGGGUCCAUGUUUCCUGAUCUGCGGCUCGCCCGAGUACUGCCCUCCCGUUGGACAUCAAGCUUUGCAGGAGACACGCAACAGUCUGCAGUGAUUACCUCGCCGAUAAACUGAAGAGAGCAGCAGGAAGGGCGGGGCUAAACGUCAUUGCAGACCCGGUCCUGAUUGGUCUACUGACUGAGUUUACCCGCGCUGCCUGCCGUUCCCUCCCGCGGGAGAGAACGGGCGU
Molecule: messenger RNA, 1424 nt
Organism: Pantherophis guttatus
Lineage: Eukaryota; Metazoa; Chordata; Lepidosauria; Squamata; Colubridae
Source: RefSeq, a predicted model, not a curated record